Messenger RNA from Ixodes scapularis (black-legged tick), 1611 nucleotides. It is a transcript of the gene PolD2, whose product is annotated as DNA polymerase delta subunit 2. The coding region runs from base 186 to 1529 and encodes 447 amino acids. Gene Ontology annotation, biological process: DNA replication; DNA strand elongation involved in DNA replication. NCBI's taxonomy places the organism in Eukaryota, Metazoa, Arthropoda, Arachnida, Ixodida, Ixodidae. Gene Ontology annotation, cellular component: delta DNA polymerase complex. The transcript has 10 exons. The record is from RefSeq and is a predicted model, not a curated record. Gene Ontology annotation, molecular function: DNA binding.
AGCCAGCAACACUGGUAAUCAAAAAUGGCAGCAGUGGCGCGAAUUCCGCGAAUGAGCGCAUGAACCCUUUCUAGCCUCUGUAGCAUGAUCGCAUUGUAGCGCUCGCGGCAUCACUAUCCGCUAAUUUCCAGUCCAAGUUGUAAUCGUGUUCCUAGUUAUAUUGUUCAUAUCGAAUCCGCAACUCCAUGAAGAUGCCCAUGGCCGUCGAUGGCAAACUCACAGAGGUCCAGUUUACGCGACCAAGCUGCGACUACCUAGAUCGCAGCGACAACUUCCUGCUCAACGAUCGGACCUUCAACCGACAGUACGCUUCCUUCUACUGUGCGCGCUACAAAUCCAUGCUGCCUGUUCUGAGACAACGCGCCGAGCAAAAGUGGGGAAAACAGAAGGUCCAAGUGACGAGCCUGGGUGACCUCGUGGAAGACAAGAGAUCCGUCGUGGUGGGCACGCUGUUCAAGGUCAUGGAGCUCCAACCGAGCAUCCUCAAAGAGAUCAGCGAAGAGCAUCACGUGGCCCCUCAGCCGCGGCGAACUCACCUGACGGACAACUCGGACUCUCUGGUCCUAGAGGACGACCGACAGCGCCUUCCCCUCUCCGGAAACAUCGACGUUGCGGCCCAUGUGACGGGCAUUCCGGUCGCCGUUCUGGGUCGGGUCGGAGACGACGGCCGCUUUGCUGUGGAGGACAUCUGCUAUGCUGGUCUUCUCAAGCAGGUGCCUCGGCCGUCGUUGGAGGCCGACAAGUACCUGGUGCUGGUGUCGGGUGUGGGGCUGGUGGAAGGCGCCGACGACCUGCUUCAGCUGCAGCUGCUCGUGGACUACCUGUCGGGUUUCCUCGGGUGCGAUGCCGACCAGGAGCGUGCGUCCCGCGUCGUCAGGGUGGUGCUCGCCGGAAACACCCUUCGCCAGACGGUGUCCACCAAGGACCUGGCCCGGGCCAGAUUCUCAAUGCGAAAGGAGUCAUCUGCCGACAGCGCGGCAACUCGUCUGCUCGACGCUUUCCUGUUGCAGCUGGCGCGGUCGGUGCACGUGGACGUGAUGCCCGGUGAAGCAGACCCCUCGGGGGCCCUCCUGCCCCAGCAGCCCCUGCACCAGUGCCUGUUUCCCGAGGCGUCCCAGCGCGGGACGCUGCGCUGCGUCACCAACCCGUACCAGUUCGACCUGGACAAGGGCAUCAGGGUCUUGGGGACCUCGGGUCAGACUGUGUCAGACGUGAGGCGUUUCAGCAACAUAGACGACCCCCUGGACGUGCUGGAGAAGACGCUUCAAUGGCGGCACAUGGCACCCACUGCACCCGACACCCUAUCAUGCUACCCCUUCCUAGACAAGGACCCGUUCAUCGUCGACGCCUGUCCGCACCUCUACUUUGUCGGGAACCAGGACAGCUAUGCCACCAGGAUGUUCAAAGGGAGCGAGGGACAAGUGGUUCGUCUGGUGUCAGUGCCGACCUUCUGCACGACCUCCACGUGCGUCUGGGUCAACCUGAGGACGCUCGACUGCGAGCCGAUGACCUUUGACGUUGCCAGUUGAACCUGCUCCCCCCUCUAAAUCGUGCCACACUUCGAAUGUAUUUACAACUUAAAUAAUCAAUAAAGAAAAAGAUUCCUAUUGA